This is a messenger RNA of Cercopithifilaria johnstoni, 468 nucleotides long. Lineage: Eukaryota; Metazoa; Nematoda; Chromadorea; Rhabditida; Onchocercidae. The record is from the annotation of a GenBank genome assembly.
AUGCUGCGAACUACCGAGCCAUUUCAUCCUACCAACAUAUUAAAAUUGAAAAAACAAAAUGUACCAUAUAGAUGGGAACGAUUUGAGAAAAUGAUUGAAGGAAAGAAAAAUAGAAGUCAACAUUCUGUAACAUCAAGAGCUAGCGGGAAAUUUGCAACAGAUACAUUAUCAAAGAAAGAGAAUUUGAAUGAAAUGGAAUUUGAUGUUACCCAAUGGCAUAAUACAUUAUGGACGAAAAGAAACAACCAUUUAAAACUUCCACAAUUUUCAUCGCUUCGUGAAGAUGAUUAUUUGAAAGAGAGUGUUGAUAAAGGCUUAGCAGUAGAUGGGAAUUCACCACCUGCAAUAGAAAUACCGGGAGAAGUUUUCGACAAAAAAGCCGAGAAAGGAAGUUACUUCAUGAGGCCUGCUGCUAUAUCAAUUGGUAUCGACAGCUUAGAAUUAGUAAGCUUUAUUAUCUAUAGCUGA